Messenger RNA from Macrosteles quadrilineatus (aster leafhopper), 834 nucleotides. RefSeq lists its product as uncharacterized. The record is from RefSeq and is a predicted model, not a curated record. The transcript is spliced from 3 exons. NCBI's taxonomy places the organism in Eukaryota, Metazoa, Arthropoda, Insecta, Hemiptera, Cicadellidae. Bases 1 to 834 code for a protein of 277 amino acids.
AUGUUGGAGCCGCCUAGUCGAACAGUGAGGGCUUUGAAGAACCGAGGCUCUGACAGUGUCAACAUUUUGCGGAGUACGCGCGCGUUUGUUCGAAGACUAUCACUGCCGAUCAUAGUAGUUGAUUACGAUGAUGUUCCACUUUUUGGUCUAAGCUGGGUUCUGUCUUUCGAUUUAGCUCUACCACCAGGUGCUCGGGUGUGCACAGUAACAACUGAGUCAAAGGGACAAAAAGACACAACGGCUGUUAAAAAGCUGCUAGGUAAAUAUCCAGAGAUUUUCUCAGAUAAACUAGGAAUCUUUGCAGGGGAAAAAGUUGUAAUUACUUUGGCUCCUGAGGCUAUCCCAAAGGCCUUUAAACCUCGACCCAUACCUUAUGUUUUACGUCCUGCUGUAAAAGAAGAAAUAGAUAGGCUUAUGCAAGAUGGUGUACUUGAAAAAAUUGAUCCGACAUUGAAGAAUAUUUCUUGGGCCUCUCCCAUUGUUGUAGCGAUAAAACCGAAUGGGAAAGUCAGAAUCUGUUGGGACUUCAAAUGUACUAUAAACCCAUUCAUUAGUUCUGUGCAACAUCCCCUUCCACGUUUUGAAGAUAUCAUGAUGCAAUUACAAGAUGGAAAUGAGUUUACUGUACUGGACCUGAAGGGCGCAUAUCUACAGUUAGAGGUGGCUGAGUCUUCUAGAGAUUUGUUGGUUAUAGCUACUCCAUUCGGCUACUUUAGAUACACUCGUUUAACCUUUGGGGUUAAAUCCGCUCCAGGAUUGUUUCAAAGCCUCAGACGCACUUGUGUCAACCACACGGGAGACCUCUUGUGGGUUGGCGACUCCGAGGCGCCCUAA